Messenger RNA from Solanum lycopersicum (tomato), 2467 nucleotides. RefSeq names its product tRNA-dihydrouridine(47) synthase [NAD(P)(+)]-like. The record is from RefSeq and is a predicted model, not a curated record. Gene Ontology annotation, molecular function: tRNA dihydrouridine synthase activity; RNA binding; metal ion binding. Gene Ontology annotation, biological process: tRNA processing. Lineage: Eukaryota; Viridiplantae; Streptophyta; Magnoliopsida; Solanales; Solanaceae.
AAAAACGCAAACGUAAUCUUAGAACUCGACACUUAAAACACUUCAUGGAAACCGAAACCCUAGUGGACGAGUUGCCGGUGGCAACCGCAACAGCGGUGGCGCAGCCGGAAACUCCACUGCAACCCACUUCAUCGAACGCCGCCGACGGAGGAGUGAGUGAAGAAUUUUUAACCCCAGAAGAGUUGGUUGCUAAAUCCAAGGCUCCCGUGAAGAGAGAGUAUCUUCGCCCUCCACCUUCCAGACCUUCUACUAAUAACAACAACAACACCACUGUCGGAGUCGAAAAUGAUGAUGCAGCUGAGGCCAAAAGAGCUCCUCUUCUUAAGGACAAAAAAUCCAAACGCCAAAUUAAGCGUGAACGUCGCGAGGAACAAAAAUCUCCAUUGCAUCUCUGUCCUGUGGUGGCCAAAUCAAGAAAAGUUAGUGCGUGUUCAUAUGGUGAUAAAUGUCGGUUUAGUCACGAUGUAGAAGCUUUUAAAGCUGUGAAACCAGCUGAUAUAGAGGGUAGCUGCCCUUUUCUGGAUUAUGAAGGGCCAUGUCCUUAUGGAUUGGCUUGUAGGUUUGCAGGGACUCAUAGAGACAAUGUUUCAGCUCCAUCUGAGAAUUUGCCUGGGAAGAGUUCUGAACUAAAUUUUUUCAGUAAGGACACUCAGAAGCUUCUGUGGAAAAACAAAAUGAAGUUUCCCAAGGCUGAAGCCACUCUCAAACUUCUUGGACUUAAGGGCAAUCCUAAAGAUAAAACAUUGGCCGAUAAUGUGGAAAAUGGCCAAGUCACGCCAAAAGAGCCAGCCACGGACACCAAAACAGACAGCAAUGUAGUUGCUAAUGACAGUGUCAGUCCUUCCAUUUCACCAGAAGAUGAUGUAGAUGGAAAUAAUUUGGCUGAUGAUGCUAGACCUUUAAAGAAGGCAAAGUCAUCUGUCAGUGAAAUUUGUCCCUCCCAAGUUAGCAGUGGUUUAAGUGUUCAAGGGGGAGUUCCUGAUGACAACUUUGGUGUGAAUAAAUCAGAGCCAACUGCUGAUACGAUGACAGAUUCUGAUAAAAGCCUUAAAUUGCACCCCCGUGAAAAAAAACUUAUUGAUUUUCGAGACAAGCUCUAUCUUGCUCCUUUGACUACAGUUGGGAAUCUGCCUUUUCGUAGAGUUUGCAAGGUGCUAGGAGCUGAUGUAACAUGUGGAGAGAUGGCAAUGUGCACAAAUCUCUUGCAGGGCCAAGCAGCUGAGUGGGCACUGCUGAGACGGCAUUCAUCCGAAAAUUUGUUUGGUGUUCAGAUUUGUGGAGCAUUUCCAGACACUAUUACAAAGACAGUUGAGCUUAUAGAACAAGAAUGCUCUGUGGAUUUCAUUGAUAUUAACAUGGGAUGCCCAAUUGAUGUUGUGGUUAACAAGGGUGCUGGAUCAGCUCUUCUUACAAAACCAAUGCGGAUGAAGAGUGUAGUAGAAGCUGCUUCUUCAACAGUUAGUACACCAGUAACUAUCAAGGUACGAACUGCUUACUUUGAGGGGAAAAAUCGCAUUGAUUCUCUAAUUGCAGAUAUGGGUAGUUGGGGUGCAACUGCAGUAACCAUACAUGGCCGAUCACGUCAACAGCGCUACAGUAAACCUGCUGACUGGGAUUACGUGUAUCAAUGCGCACGGAAGGCACCCAAGUCAUUACAGGUCCUUGGAAAUGGUGAUGUAUUUUCUUACGUAGACUGGAACAACCACAAAAUUGAGUGUCCUGAACUUUCUACAUGUAUGAUUGCUCGAGGUGCAUUAGUAAAGCCUUGGAUAUUUACCGAAAUCAAGGAACAGAGGCACUGGGACAUUACAUCUGGCGAGCGGCUAGAUAUUUUGAAGGAUUAUGCACGGUUUGGCCUUCAACACUGGGGUUCUGAUUCGAAAGGAGUAGACACAACCAGACACUUUUUGUUGGAGUGGCUUAGCUACACAUGUCGGUACAUUCCAGUUGGCCUGUUAGAUAUUAUCCCACAGAAAAUAAAUUGGCGAUCACCCUCAUACUACGGCAGGGAUGAACUAGAGACACUAAUGGCCUCUGAUUCUGCUGCUGACUGGGUAAGGAUCUCCGAGCUGGUACUCGGGAAGGUUCCUUCUGGCUAUUCGUUUGCACCAAAACACAAGUCCAAUGCUUAUGACAGAGCAGAGAACGGCUAAAGACCAUUUUGUUAUUACUGAUUCUAAUUUUUGCUGAGCUCCUCUCAUGAUCAGUGGCUUAUUUAUCAUCAAGUACGAGAUCGAUAUGUCGAUUCAUAAUAGCUUACUGUUGGGGCUUUUAUAUAAGCCCUUACGAUUUUGUUUAUCCAAAAUUCAAUAUUAUUACAGUUUUUUUUAUUGAUAUGCUCAACUGAGAAGAUCAUUCUUCUUGGUUAACUUAUUAAAAGUGUUCAUUUUGGAUACGUGAAUUGUAUUUGUAGAAAACAUGAUAUCUAGUUUUAUAAGAUACUUAUUUCAAUUAAUUCCUUAAUUAA